This is a messenger RNA of Passer domesticus (house sparrow), 2213 nucleotides long. RefSeq names its product squalene epoxidase (gene SQLE). The record is from RefSeq and is a predicted model, not a curated record. Lineage: Eukaryota; Metazoa; Chordata; Aves; Passeriformes; Passeridae. Gene Ontology annotation, molecular function: squalene monooxygenase activity; flavin adenine dinucleotide binding. Gene Ontology annotation, biological process: cholesterol metabolic process; sterol biosynthetic process. Gene Ontology annotation, cellular component: endoplasmic reticulum; membrane. The transcript has 11 exons. Bases 144 to 1871 code for a protein of 575 amino acids.
AUUAAAAUCUCCCCACCUUCAACUGAAGAGGAAGUCGUCGCUUUUCUAUAGAUAAAUUUUUUCAUCCUUUCCACGAAACCCUAUUUUCGGCAGCAUCCAUCCGCGGCGGAGCUUUGGAACGACAACCGAGUUCAGCGGCCCUCAUGAUGUGGACCUUUUUGGGUAUCGCCUCCUUCAUUUACGUGUAUAAAAAGUGUGGAGACCUCAUGACUUACGCUAACAAGGAGGUGCUGCUCUCCGUGCUGGUGUUUUUCUCGCUCGGCUUGGUGCUGUCCUACAGGUACCACUUCAGGGGGCCCCGGCAGCGGCAGCAGCAGAAGCAGAAGUCGCACCUGGGGGUGCUCUCUGAUGUGCUCUCGGCAUUGCCGCUGGUUGGCUUCUUCUGGGCCAAACCCAGCCCGGCGUCUCAGCAAGUUGAACAACCCAAAUCCAGAAAGGGUAAAAGAGAAGUGAACUUCUCAGAUGUAUAUCUGACAGAGACCGCUCCAAAUACAACAUUGUCACCCCAAUAUGAUCCAGAAAUUAUCAUUGUGGGAUCAGGUGUCCUUGGUUCUUCCUUGGCCACGGUGCUUUCAAGAGAUGGAAGGAAGGUGACUGUGAUAGAGAGGGAUCUGAAAGAACCUGACAGGAUAGUUGGAGAAUUGCUGCAGCCUGGAGGAUUUAAUGCUCUUCGAGACUUGGGUCUUGAAGAUACAGUAGAAGGUAUUGAUUCACAAAUAGUAAAUGGUUACAUAAUUCAUGAUCUAGAGAGCAAAUUGGAGGUUGAAAUUCCUUAUCCAACAUCUGAAGACGGACGCGUGGCCAGUGGAAGAUCUUUUCAUCAUGGCCAGUUUAUCAUGGGUCUCCGAAGAGCAGCGAUGGCAGAGCCCAAUGCAAAAUUCAUUGAAGGGACUGUGUUACAGUUACUUGAGGAAGAUGACUGUGUUGUGGGCGUUCAGUACAAGGACAAAGAAACUGGUGACACUAAGGAACUUCAUGCUCCACUUACAGUUGUAGCUGAUGGACUUUUCUCCAAAUUCAGGAAAAACUUGAUAUCCAGCAAGGUUACUGUUUCAUCCCAUUUUGUUGGUUGCAUUUUGAAGGAUGCAUCACAGUUUAAAGCUAAUUAUGCUGAACUUGUUUUAGCUAAAACGAGUCCAGUGCUAAUCUAUAAGAUAUCUUCAACUGAAACUCGGGUGCUUGUUGAUAUUCGAGGGGAAAUGCCAAAAAAUUUAAAAGAGUACAUGAUUGAGACCAUUCAUCCACAAUUACCUGAUCAUUUAAAGGAGCCAUUCUUAAUAGCAGUUCAGAAUGAUCGUUUAAGGACUAUGCCAGCCAGCUUCUUGCCUCCCUCAGCUGUAAACAAGAAAGGUGUUCUUCUUUUAGGAGAUGCAUAUAAUAUAAGACACCCUUUAACUGGUGGAGGAAUGAGUGUUAUUUUAAAUGAUGUUAAAAUAUGGAGAAGUUUGCUCCAGGAUAUCCCAGACCUUUAUGAAGAUUCUGAUGUUCUUAAGGCAAAAAGAACAUUUUACUGGUCAAGAAAAAAAUCUCAUUCUUUUGUAGUGAAUGUUCUUGCCCAGGCACUUUAUGAGCUCUUUGCUGCCACAGAUGAUUCCUUGCAUCAGCUAAAGAAAGCCUGUUUCCAUUACUUCAGACUUGGAGGAGAAUGUGUUGCAGGUCCUGUUGGAUUGCUCUCAGUGUUAUCUCCUAAACCAAUGGUACUGAUUGGCCACUUCUUUGCUGUGGCCUUGUAUGCUGUUUAUUUUUGCUUUAAGUCAGAGUCCUGGAUCACCACACCUCGAGCAAUUUUCAGUAGUGGAGCUAUUCUUUACCGGAGCUGCUCUAUAAUAUUUCCACUCAUUUACUCUGAAAUGAAGUAUUUAGUCUAUUAAAAUCCAGGGGAAAGUGACUGGAGGAAGAAAGCAUGAAAUUCACAAUGCCUUCAAAAUCUUUGGACAUGUAUUAUUUAAUAUUGUAUCAUGUUCUCCUCAAAAUGCAAUUUCCUUGAUAAGGUUUUAACUUAAUUUUGGUUUUGUGGUUAUAUACAUAUAUAUUAUAUGUAAAUAUUCUUUUCUUUGCAAUUUAAGUUCAAAAAGGAGUUAGCUGUUUACAAAGACCAUCAUUAAGUGUUGACGUGGUAGAUAAUUGCCAGUUUUGACAGAAUUUCUUUCCUUGCUUUAUGCAUUGCUGAGUGCACCACUAAUAUUAAUAAACUGAGAAGUGAAAACUGUAAA